UAGCCCACCACGACCCGGAGAACACCUUCAACUGCAGCUUCAUCGAGCCGCCGUCUGUGGCCGAGCAGCCCUCCCCCUCGUCCUGGUCGUCCCAGGAGUCCUUCUCUUCCUUUGAGAGCGGAGACGAGGGCCCAGUUUACUGUGUUCCCCAUGAAGAGUCUACAAAUGAAACCAAAGAGAAACGGAGCCCUAGCCCAGCAGCAGAGAAGCCAGAGGCCGUCCCCGAUGAAGACGAUGCAGGGGAGUACACCUCGCUGAAAGACACAAGCAUCGCCAAACCAGAAGGCAGCGAGCAGCCUCUACUCAAGUCCUCCGACAGCGAAGGCUCCACCAGCGGCUCCGAGUCCACAGCUGCAGCCGUCUACGCCCGCAUCGCCCGCCUCUCCAAGCAGUCCAAGGAGGAUGAGGGCAGCGGCAAGGACGGCGAUGGUACACCCACACCAGAGGCCAAGCGCAAUGGGAAGCCACCACCUUCACCUGGCAAGCCCAAACCCCGGCCGCCAGACCCGUCCACGAAGCCAAAGGUGUCAUGGAUACACGGAAAUACGACAGGAACCCCUCAGCCAGAGCAGCAGGGAGGAAUUAAGGCACUUGGGGUGUCGAAGGAGAAAAAGAGGAGCUCCAGCGAUGGCUCCUCCAAGAGCGAAGAGCGGCAGAAAAUGAAGGAAAAGAAUCGUGAGCAGCAGAAGAAACAGGAGGGGAAGGAGGCAGAUGCGAACGGCUCCCCCAGCAAACACAAACCUCUGCGAGGUAAGAAGUCUGGGGACGAGCACAGCAGUCCCAGCCACAUGGAGCACAUCAAUGGUGUUGUUCAGAAUGCCCUCAAGAAGAUUAGUAACUUCCACAGCUCCUCAUCUGAGAAGAAGAAUGUUGAGAGUCCAAAGCAGACCCCCAAGGAGCCGCCCAAGAGCCCCAAGGUCAUCCAUCCUCACAUGAACUCGGAGGCUGCCACGUUGCUGGCCGCUCAGCUCAAGGAGAAAACCCAAAGCAUCAACAGGAAUGAGGGGACAGGACUGACUAAGACCAACGGCCUCUCCACACCCAAAGGAACCCGGGAGAAGCCCACACCUCCACAGAAAGCCAAGAGGACGGCCUCCAGCGGAUUGAGCCAGCAGGGGUCCAACAAGCCCCUGCUGCCGACCUCGAGCAGCCUCCAAAAGAUGGUGGCGCCCGUCGCCACCAACCUCGGGACCCCCGAAGCCAAGAGCCCGGAGAAGCAGGACUUGAACGGCUCCAGGGCAGGGGACCCGUCGGAUCCUACGCCAAAGAAGACUCCAAUAAAAAAGCCACCCAGGAAGAAAGGCAAAGAGGGUACUUUGGAUACACCGGAAAGUAAAACACCCCAGCCAAAGACAGCCAUUAUGCCACCACAGGUUGUCAAAUAAGUGAUUCUGACAACAAAUUGCACAAAAUUUGUGAUGGAUUUCCAGAAGACUAAAAUGAUUUUGUUGAAAGGUGAACCACCACGUAGUUUUUCAAUCGAGGAAUCUAAACUUUUUUGUCUGUGUGAGUGUGCUGUGACUCCAGGACCAGUCAAGAGUAAGAAAUGCUUUAAACCGUAACUGAGUUGUAUCAAUGCGGCGUACUAUAAUAACCUCUAUACACCAAUGUAUUUCAUUUCAAGAAACCUUUUUUUUUGUUUGUUUGUUUGUGUAACAACUAUGUAUCAACCUCACACCACAUCCUGUGGCUAAGCCGGACACGACUGUGAGAACAGUGGCGCAAAAAACAUAAUCCAAAGUUCAUUCAUCUCUGUUCCUCUGCAGUAUGCCCGCCACUAUAUUUAUAUAUGGAUUGCUUUUGAGGUUGCGUAACUGUAAUUUGCAGAUUGUCAGAAAAAUAGCUAUUUUUAUGUAUGCUCUCCACAGGUACUAAAGGUACUAAAAAUAACCAGAAAAUUAGAUCCUCUGAGGAUUGCAAGCUAUUCUUUUAUUAAUUUUUUUAUUCUCAUUCGGAUGGACCAACAUGCAGAGAUUCAGUUCUCCACGUAAACCAGCUUAAGAUUUUAAUCCUCAGUCUUAAUGUCAAGGUUAUCUUUGCAGAUGAGGAUCUACUGGAAUAUUGAUAGCUAAGAGCAAAACUUUCUCAGCGAGAUUUGCUGGAUGUCAUUAGCCGUGUUUCCAUAAUGUAUUUUUAUGCGCAUUUUGAGGCAUCGCGUUGGAAAAUGUCGAUGGAAACGUCUUACAUUUGCUCGAGGCGGUUUUUGACUUUCGAAAAAGAGUUAAUGCACAUAGUGGUUGAUGGGAACAACUUUGCUCUGACAUUUAAUUCACAUGACUGAUGAGCUGUUCCCACUUUUUUUUUUUUUGUCUUAAAACGUGCCCACUUGAAAACAAUUCUACAGACUUCUAUCCAUUUUUUUUUCUUAUAUAUGAGCAAGGUUUUGUUUUUCUUCUUGUUCAAGGUUUUCCUUUGCUGUUGGCAAAGAACUGGUUUUGUUUCUGACUUCUUCUAGUAGCAUAUUUUAACACUUUCUGAUGGCACUACUUUGCCCAGGUUAUGCUUUUCAAAGCAGUUAAUCGAAACAAGUCAUAUUUUUAUUCUUCUUGCUUCAAAGUCUCUCGGCAAGUGUAUGGAAACACGGCUAAUAUGUUUAGCAAUGAAAGUAUUUUUUAUUUUCUUCCUCUUUCACCCUCCAAGUUAUUAGGAUGUUGUUCUAAAUUUGACACCCUGAGGUACACUGAUCAUGCUACGUUUUGGACCUCCGUACUACGAUACAUCUUUAAUUCCUCAUUGUUCUUCCAUCCAUAAAUAUUCUAGGCCUCAGCUCUCCGUCGUCCAACUCUGUCAGACAUGGUUUGCUAAAUGCCAAACAAGCUCUUCGAUCUCUCUGCAAAAAAGGGCAGUUUAAAACCUCCUUCAUACUUCUGCUAAAACCAAAUCACCAGAAUGUGCUCUUACUGUACGUUUCAGUCAGUCAGCUAAACCACUAAACCAAAAAAAAAAAAAAAACCCCGAGCUAUCCUAUGUCCUCACUUUGUGUCAUGAUUAUAAAUCACUUCAAAUUCACUUAUUUUCCCUGUAAUAGAGGAACAUCUGCAGUUUCACAUCCUGCAUUUAAGAAGGCAGGACAAUAUCCUCCUUGUAAAUCAGAGGCCGUGGAUAGUUUUGCUUGAAUAAUUGCUGCAUUUCCCUGCAGAUCAGACUGCAGGAGGAGUCUGCCAUGUGCCGCUGUGCUCUUUCAGUUUAGUCAGAAUAUUAGGUCGAUAUCACCGUUUGAAUUGUUCUCAUUUCACAUGAAUUUGUUUAUGCCGUCGGGGAACUGUGUGGGAAAAAAAAAAAAUCCUGUCAACGAUGCUUUAUCCCUCAAGGAUCGUUUUUAUCUCAAGCUGGCAGAUUCAUGCCGAAGCAAAAAAGGUGUUUUAAUGUCAUUGUUUUGGGCUGAGACUGUUAGACUAAAUGGUACUGUGCCUCCAGUAUUAAAAUGUGCCUCAACUGUGGAUCAGUUUAAGCGAAAGAAGCUAAUGCCAGUGUUUAUUUCAAGUGUUCUAAAAUAAGUAAGUCAAAAAAGGCCAAUUCUGUCAAGAGGGGAAAAAAAUAAACGUCUUUAUUUCAGCUGGCUAUUUAGUAAGUAGCACUCACGACAUGAGCUUUAAAACAAUGGAUGAUAAAUUAAAGUGUGUAGGAAGUUCUGUUAAAGUGUAAUUGGCAGGUUUUGAGCUGAAGAAUAUGUUCACAGCUAAUUUGGAGGAAAAAAAUGUCUUGGUGUUAUGUGUUUUUAUCAAGGUACAACACAUUUCUUUGUUUUUUUUUGUUUGUUUUUUUUACUUGUAUACAUUGUGUACUUUUUUAUUAUCUUUGUAAGCUGUGCUUAUAUGACCUUUUAGGUUCUUCUGUUUUCCUCGGUGUCGAUGAACUGGCUUUCGUGUUGUAUUUGCUUUUUUUUUUUUUUUUUGUAUGUUGGCUCUGAAGCAAACCUGCAGUAUGAGUACUUUCCUCCUGUAAAGUUUACAUUGGCUUUGUAAUUGUUCUCUGUUGAUGUUAUUGUUUGUGUAACACUUAACUGCAUGACGCAGAGUGUAAUUAUAUGGCAUUAAUAGCUGCAGAGGAAAUCUGUAACCUUCUUGUUCCUUCCAUUUGUUAUUAUUGCCUCCCGUACAAAAAAGAAACUAACUCAUACAGAAAAGGAUUGUACAAUACUGCUAUAAUACCACUGUUGAAACAAUUGCAUAUACUUAAAACCAUAAUAUUGUGUAAUUAUGAAGUGACUGGCCCGUGCCUGUUUUUUUUAUAGGCUUACAGUGCAUUUUGUAAAGAAAGGGCCUGAAAAGCUGCAAAAAACCAUCUGUAAGGUAUAUUUUGUCUUUUGUGGUUUGUUUAUAGUAACUUUUGAUUACCAUUUGUGUAUGGUCAUUAAAUUGGUGUUUCCUCAUUUACUUCUUUGGAAUAAUAAUAAUAAAAACAAAGCAAUACAUGUAGCUAUAGUCAAACCAGAA
Messenger RNA from Stegastes partitus (bicolor damselfish), 4436 nucleotides. RefSeq names its product scavenger receptor class F member 2-like. Lineage: Eukaryota; Metazoa; Chordata; Actinopteri; Pomacentridae. The annotation marks the transcript as partial. The record is from RefSeq and is a predicted model, not a curated record. The transcript is spliced from 2 exons.